AUGAGUCUAGUGAGGAAGAACUCAGAUCCUGUUAGGAUGAUGGCAACAAGGAUGUCAGCAAAAACAUUGAUGACAUUCCUCAAACAAAAGAGAAUCAUUCAGAAGAAAAUGGAAGUUGAUAUUACCACUAAUGAUGUCCUAACAGAUGUCAAUUACAAUUCAGGUGAUAGGUUGGAGACUGAAGCUCCAACCCAUAAUGAUGUUGAGCAAGAUGUCUUAGACAUCGAUGUAAGUCCUAAAGAAGUUGGUGAUCGGGAGGAUGGGAUGCAUGAUGUCAAUGAAAAAUCAUUGUAA
Messenger RNA from Vicia faba (fava bean), 294 nucleotides. The record is from the annotation of a GenBank genome assembly. Lineage: Eukaryota; Viridiplantae; Streptophyta; Magnoliopsida; Fabales; Fabaceae.